Molecule: messenger RNA, 1023 nt
Organism: Alternaria incomplexa
Lineage: Eukaryota; Fungi; Ascomycota; Dothideomycetes; Pleosporales; Pleosporaceae
Exons: 3
Coding region: 1-1023 (340 amino acids)
Molecular function (GO): oxidoreductase activity, acting on paired donors, with incorporation or reduction of molecular oxygen; heme binding; monooxygenase activity
Source: RefSeq, a predicted model, not a curated record
AUGGAUCUAGCUCAGAAGAUCCCCUUCUUUACAUUGGACGUAAUCAGUCAUGUAGGAUUGGGAGAAGCAUUCGGUGACUUGAAUGCCGACAAAGACCUCAAAGACUACCUGAAAUCGAGUGAAGAGGGUCUCAAGAUUGGAAACACGGCUUUCGCGAUUGGUAUAGCCUGGCUCAGAGAUACGCCCAUCAUCGGCCCCGCUAUCAGUCCAUCGGAGAAGGAUGCCAGUGGGUUCGGUAACAUGAUGGCUCAAGCACGAAAGAUAGUCGACUCCAGGAUGUUGAAGUCAACUGAAGACAAGUCUGAUAUGUUCGCGUCAUUCGUCCGCCAUGGUCUCUCUGGAAACGAUCUUUUCCAAGAAGUCUUCGAGCAGAUUCUCGCUGGAUCUGACACUACGGCUGCUGCCAUUCGGACCAUUUUGCUUUAUGUCAUGAGCCAUCCGCGCGUGUAUGCAAAGCUGCAAUCUGAGAUAGAUGAAGCCAUCAGAAGCGGCACGGCUCCCGCAUCUCCUGGCAUCAUCUCAGAUGCAGAGGUGCGCCGCCUACCAUAUUUAGGCGCUGUCGUCCGUGAAGGAAUGCGAAUACAUCCACCAGUCGCCAACAUCUUCUCAAGAGUCACUCCGAAUGAAGGAGAUAUCGUGACUAUCGAUAACAAGGAGUAUCACAUCCCCGGCGGCACCUUGGUCGGCUACUCAGCCUGGACGAUGCACCGCAACAACCGCGCUCUCUACGGCGAAGACUGUGGUACCUUCCGUCCUGAACGCUGGCUGAUUGAGACAAGCGACGAGGAGGCGAAAGACCGUCUAACCAGAAUGACGAAAACCAACGAUAUGAUAUUUGGGUACGGUCGAUGGCUUUGCCUAGGACGCAACAUCGCGUUGAUUGAGAUACACAAGUGCAUCUUUGAGUUGUUGAGGCACUUUGAUCUGUCGUUGACCAACCCGCUGGAACCAUGGAAGACGUUCAACUCGCUUGGGUUAUGGGAGAUCAAGGACAUGUGGGUGGAUGUCACCUUAAGAGAGUAA